AUGUUUCAGAACAAUCUGACCAGCCCCCUCAAGCGUCACCGCGGCCCCAGUGAGGACCGUGACGAGGGAAGUCCACACGCGCAGCAGCUGCUGCACCAUCACAUCCCCCAUGAUGGGCAGGGCAGCAGCGCUGAGGGCAGCGCCACUACCACUACCGUGAUGAUGCAGACGCUCUAUGUUGAUUCCACUCCCACCAACGCCGUAGUGACAGAGCGCAGCUCCCACUACGUGACCCCGGUGUCGCAGGGUGGCGACAAGGUUGACGAAGAUGUGCAGGCUCGCCGGCUGUACGGCCCUGCUGAUGACACAAUACAACUCGCCUCAACGCACUCCGCAGAGUUCACGCAAAGCUCCUCCUACACAAGUCGAUCACGUGCGAGCAGCCACAGCAAUCGGCCCACCCCGCCUCCGCCGCUGCGACAUACGGCGCCAUCGUCGUCGUCAUCGGCCUCGUCCUCCUACAGCGACGAGGACGUGGAGGACGAUACCAACGAGAAGGACCCACGCAACCACGCUGAGGAUGUAACGAAGAAGUACCCGAUGUUCACGGAGGCCUACGCGGAGAAGUUCCGCCGCGAUGCGACGCCGUUCAUGCGCGUGGUGGAAGUCUCCUCGACAGUGCCACCGACCUCCUCGCAGAGAGGCAGCGUCAGUGGCCCCCCGUACUGCGAAAAGCAUUUUGUGCUCUACGACACCUACCUGUACGAGCGCACCCUCGGCAAAGGGACCUUCUCGAAGGUGGUGCUCGGUACCGCGCCACCGUCCUCGCCGGCGCUGGCUACUCAAAUCUCUGGCGAUGUCCCGGCACGGGUGGCGCUGAAGGUGUUUCGGGACAAGGAGGAGUACAUCGAGGCGUGCUGGGACGAGUUCACCAUUCUCAACUCCAUCUGCGUCGACCCGCCCUCGGUCACGCCGGAGGAAGCCGCUGCUGGCCACUGCCACGACGCGACGGCCCCAUCGCCGUACAUCUCCGUUCGCUCCGUUGUCAUGUUCACCGCCUCCACUUGUGGCAUCAAGCAGCAGUACUUUGCCGAUCAGGGUCGCUUCCUCGUGCCCAUGGGGUACGUUGCGCACCCGGUUCACCCGGCCAUUGUCUUUCCUGUGAUGGGGCCGACGCUGCUAAACGUGCUGAACACCAUCCGGCAGAAGAGCAAGGAGGUGACGCGCGCGUCCCGGCGCAAGCGGCUGCGUACGGAGGCGCAGCCGAGAAAAAGUACCGGCAGUGGUGGCGCCUUCACCACGAGGCCACCACAGCUUGCUACCGCAGCUACCAUAGACAUGGCCACCAGCGCAGACGUACAGCAACCACUGCCGCCACUCCCACAGCAGCAACCGCAGCAGCAGCGACGGCGCGUGUACUACCGCGGCCUCCCUCUCCCGCUCCUCAAGGCGGUACUGUAUCAGGUGCUGACCUUCCUGCAGUUCAUCCACUGCCGCGGAGUCGUGCACACGGACCUGAAGCCGGAAAAUGUUCUCUUUGAGUCCUCCAACGUGCUCUCCGUCGACCUCGACAUCUACUACAGUCACUAUGUCCGUCGCGGCGGCUACGGUGCUGCCAACAGAGUGCCUUUCGUCACCGAGACCAAGAAGCGGUCAAACGACGACUGCAAGCUCCACAGCUCUUCGCUCGAGCAGCGGGCACACCGACAUGAGCAGAUGACCUUCAGCCCCUCCUCACCUCCACCGUCGUCAAACCGCAGCACAUUCGCCGCCACCGGCGCAGCUGCGGAGGGUGAGGGGCUCAAAGCUUCGCCGCUGGAAGGGACGCGUGUCAUGAGCGCGGGGGCGACACCCAUGUCGUCAACGGACCUCGGCACCGUGCCCGCCGACGCCACCCCAGCCCAAAAGGGCGAUUUAACACUGGCGCACUAUGUGAGGGUGCCGAUGCCGGUGAUGAACAGCGUGCGUGUUGUCGACCUCGGUGCAGCACAGUUUCUCUCCACCUUCCGCGAUCACAGCCUCAUCCCAGGCUACGGGCACAUCCCUGUCAGUUACAACCCAAUCCAGACCUCUCACUAUCGCAGCCCUGAGGUACUGCUGGGCUUUGGCUGGAACACCUCAGCGGAUAUCUUCUCCUUGGGAUGUAUGAUUCCAGAACUGCUCACAGGCGAGUGUCUGUUCAUGCCGAACCACACGAUGGAGCACCUGGCCAUGAUGCAGCACGUCAUCGGUAGCUUCCACGACAAGGAGGGCAUCCGCGGUGGGACGGCGACAAACCUGCGCAGCGUCUUUGCAUGCGACAUGCGCACCUUUCGCCACUACUUCACCCUCCAGCCGAACAACCGCGACUUCGACCUCAAGUGGCCUGUGUCGAAGAGUAUGGUGAAUGAGCAGGCAAAAAACCAGCGCUUUGCACCGGCGGCGAGCGGAAAGACAGAGGAAGAUGACCUGGAGCCUCUCGAAGAGACACUGCCGGGGGACAUCGACUAUGUGACUCAGAAACCAACCCUGGACGAGAUCCUAGCCCCGCUGCCAGACUUGCUGGACCUGACGCGGCGCAUGCUUCAGUACCACCCCUUCAAGCGCAUUACAGCAGGGGAAGCCAUGCAGCAUCCCUUCUUCCGGAAUAUGUAG
Molecule: messenger RNA, 2574 nt
Organism: Leishmania braziliensis MHOM/BR/75/M2904
Lineage: Eukaryota; Euglenozoa; Kinetoplastea; Trypanosomatida; Trypanosomatidae
Product: protein kinase, putative
Exons: 1
Coding region: 1-2574 (857 amino acids)
Biological process (GO): protein phosphorylation
Molecular function (GO): protein kinase activity; ATP binding
Source: RefSeq, a predicted model, not a curated record